This is a messenger RNA of Cyanistes caeruleus (blue tit), 5467 nucleotides long. Lineage: Eukaryota; Metazoa; Chordata; Aves; Passeriformes; Paridae. The record is from RefSeq and is a predicted model, not a curated record.
CCAACCCCUUAACGUUCUAUGAUUCUAAAGACCUCAGACUAUGCAGUCAAAGGUAACCCUUCAUUCAGGGUCCCCCCUUUGAGGCUGUCUGGCCUUUUUCGCUGUUAAGAGACUGUUUCACAUCACCCUUCUCACUCUCCCUAACUCCCUGUGCAGAUGACCAUUUCUGCCGCUUGAGAUGCCGGUGUCAGAAGCGCACGGGGUCGGGGGAGCGAGGCCCGUGCGCGCACGGACAGCGCGGUAUUUGCUGCGACUCUGUGGUGCUGGCGGGCCCGGCGCCGCCCCAAGGGCAGCGAAGCCGCGCCACAAGAUGGCGGCGGCAGGGGAGGAGGGCGGGCGGCCGCCCGAGGAAGCGCCGGGGGAGCGGAGCGGCCGCACCCUGGAGGGCCCGGGGAGGGCCGGCAGCAACACGGACAGCGACGAGACUGUGGUGGAGGGCUCUGUGACGGAGAGUGAUGUGGAGGAGGAAGAGGAGUUCUGUAGGAGGAGGUGGUUGGCUUAUCUUAACAAGGACAUUGCUUUAACAACUGAGAUAAGUGUUAAUAAAGGAACUUUUUCUCCAGAAAUCUCUUUUAUACGGAAAUUUGGUGACCACACAUAUUAUCACAGGACAGAACAGAUAAAUCCAGUACUUCAAGAGGCAUCCACAUCUGAGCAGUCUCAGUCCCUGCUGAAGGGUUGGAUAAACCAUUCAUCAUCUACUGAAAAUAUUUCUAAGCCUGGUUUUUUAUUAAAUUCUGCAGCAGAAGAACCGCAAAAUAAUUCUGUAGAUAUCAAAUUGAAUGGAUUUCAGAAGGAUGCAGAAGAAAAGCCUGUGGCUGGUCAGCAGAAAGAGAAAGAAGUAAUUUCGGAUUACUUGGAUGCCACCUUUAGUGAAAAACAAACUAGUGAGGGACAUUCAUGUUCAGUGGAGCCUGCAGCAUGUGCAGAGCCAGCCCAAACCAUAUCAAGUAAAAUUCAGAAAUCUACUUCUGAAGACAAGCAGGAUCUAGAAACCAUCAUAUGGCAUGAAUUAAUUCUGAAUGAGUUUGCAGAAGCUAAUCAGAGGAGAAGGAGCAAGAGAAUUGACAACAAACGGAGACUAGAAGCCUUUGGUAGGAAUUCUGUAAAUCCAACUCGAGCCCUUUCACUUUCAACAAUCCACAGGAGGAAUGUCUAUGGUGAGAACUUACUGCAUAGAGCUGUUAUUCACCAAGACAUAAACCUUGUACGUAGGAUAAUACAAGCUGGUGGAAGUGUAAAUGCUCAGGAUUAUGCUGGCUUGACAGCACUACAUAUAGCAAGUGUGGAAGGUUCUUACAGAAUAGCCAAUCUGCUUUUGAAAGCAGGAGCUGAUGUUAAUGCUACACAAAAUGAACAAAUAACACCCUUGCAAGAUGCAGUUAAAGAAGGCCAUUAUGAGGUAGCAAACUUAUUACUUUGGUAUGGAGCUGAUCCCUUAUUAAAAGAUCAGAUGGGAAGGUGUGCAUUAGAAGAAGCCUCUGACCCAUCUAUGAUGAAACUUCUUAAAAGUUAUGUAGCAAAAUCCAGAAGAUGCUCAGUAGCAGGUGGAACUGUUUCAAAGAACAUGUUAAAUAGUCAGUGUGUAGAAGAUACAAACCAGCACCAGACAGAGGAGUCAGAACCAGCAUGUGCAAAUCCUCAGGCAAGCCAAAAAGCGAAGGCAGCCCCAUAUUCCAGCAGCAGCAAGAACAAGCUUCCAUCUAAUCAAUCACAAUUGAGUCAAGCAUCAGAGCAGCAAACAUCUAAGAAGCCAGAAUCUACCAGGAAAGAAACUGUAAUUGUACAUGGUACCUGUAAGACAAGACCUGUGAGAAAGACGAAAAUUAGGAAAAAUGCAAAAGGGGAAACUCAGCUGCAUAUUGCUGCUAAGAGAGGAAAUCUGUCUUUGGUGAAGACUCUAAUAUCAUCUGGAAUUUGUGUCAAUGAACAGGAUUAUGCAGGUUGGACAGCAAUUCAUGAAGCCUCCAACAGAGGAUUUACUGAUGUAAUCUUAGAACUACUGAAAGCGGGUGCUGAUGUUAACAGCAGAAGUCUCUGUGGUGUUCUACCAAUACACGAUGCUGUUUCUGGCAAUUAUUUGGAGGCAGUCAAGAUUCUGCUGCAACAUGGAGCAGAUCCCAAUGAGAGGAAUGGUUCAGGAGAAAGUGCUUUCAAUCAAGCUUGUGAUGAAGAAAUGAAAGAAUUGCUGAAGUCGUAUGGUGCUGUAGACUCUGUACUUCCUAUUCAAACUGUUGAAGUUACUGAGGGGAAAUCAAAACGUCGUUGUCAUGACUGCUGUAAAUAUGAUGAUGCAGCUUUGGAGUCAGAACAGGAGAAAUACAACGUGGAAUCUCUUGCUGCUGUACAGGAUACAGUAAAGAAGCAGGAAGAACUGUUGCUAUUUGAGUUGAGAACUUCCAAAGAUGCAGAUGUGUACAUCCAAAGGCUGUCUCAGAUACAAGAUACUUUAGAUGAAAUACUUGCAAAACAGAAAACAGAGAGGGAUAUGCUUGCUAAAAAAUACAGGGCCUCCCUGCUCUCAGCGGAGUCAACAAUUCCCAGUUUCGUAUUGUUAGCCAACUUGCCUAGUAUCCCUUCCACUUCUGCAUACAAGUCAUUAGUGAAGAUGCUGAGGAGCACAGAUCCAAGGACUUCAGUGGAAUCAUUUAAAAGACGUGCACUAAGGAAACAAUUAGUUAAACUUGCUUCUAGGCAAAAGAGCCUGUUGAUUGUUACCCAAAACCAGGAAAUAUUAGUGCAGAAAAUACAAAAUUGCAGGAAAACAAAGCAAAUGUUCAAUUCAUCAGCAGAGAAGCAAAUCUCAAACUUAGAUAUUUUUCAUGGAAGUGAUACAAGACAAAGUUUGACUGCUAAUGAAAUCAUGUGUCCUAAUACGAUAGCAUUGAAUACGGGGCUUGGUGCCAGUGCACCUAAUGGAAACAGAGUAGAAGCACACGUCUCUUUGGAAAAUAGAUUUUCAACUCAGGAAUUCAUCCAGCACCCACACAGCUGCUUGGAUGAGACAGAAGCAAGUAAAGAAGCAAUUACAAGCAAAGAGGCCUCUGAUCAUGCUUUGGCAUCUGAAAACAGGGUAAGAGAAUACCCCUUUGACAACAUGUCAAAGCUGACAAGUGCUGCAGAAGUGAUGACACUGCCUUCAGAACCUACUAUUUCCACUGCUAAAACUAAGUGCUCACAGCAAAAAGACAUUGAUUGUGUAGCAAUUGUAGGACAAAGAAACAAGUCUUUAAAUCCCACUUCAAUGACCAACACAUUAAAUAUUGUAGAACCCCGAAGCACUGUUGUCAAUAGAAAUGUCUAUCAGACAACCAGUGACUGCAAGCAGGUUCUUUCACAUGAGGAUCUGCAGAGAUAUGUGAAUAAGAAAGAAGCUUUCCAACAGCAGCCACAGCAAGCAACUUUGUUAGCAUCUACAAAGAAUUUCGCUAAUACUUCGCAGCAAAUGGUCUUGCGAAGUAGUGAGAAUUCAUUUAAUGCCAACCUGAUGCUUAGUAAUCUUACCUUAAAUACAGACUCUCCAGCAAAUAUCAGUGAGAAAUCUUCACAGAGUUAUGGUAAUCAGGAAUGGGAACAAAAACAAGUGAGAUAUAGAUGGAAGAGUAAGAAAAAGCAUCAGUUGAUAGAUCUGCUUGAGUUGGGAAUGAUAAAGCCUGGAGAAAAUGUUUUAGAAUUCAAACUGCAGGAAUUUAGUCAUAAAGCUACACUCUUAAAGAAUGGCAAGAUCAGAACCAGUAAAGGACAAGUACUACAGAAUCCAGUUCAGUGGGUUAAAGAUCUACUAGGAAGUGAUAUUUCUGUGACAUGGAAGUAUGUGUGGAAUAAGGUUACAUAUCUUGGGACAGAAUUGUCAAAAUUUAGUGUCAGUGAGGUGUCAGUUUCCAGUGACCUGGAGUUGCCAACACAGAAAGGAAACCCUUCCGGCUCUUCUGUCCAAUUCAACUCAGUGGAAAGCCUGACACAUUUUCUUCAAUUCCAUGAGAUAGUAAUGCCACAUAAAGAGGAGUUUCUACCUUGCUCUGCAAUGGAAAAGCACUGGAGUUUCUACAAAGAAUGCAAAGAUUUUGGAUUCUAAAGACUUCUAUAGUGCUAAUGCUUUUUUCUUUGCCAUCACUUAAAAGUAAACAUGUGAGCUUUUAGAACUAAGUACUUAGCUACUGUCAUUUUGAUAAAUCAUUUGUCCAGCACCUGGGAUAAUGGAAAGAUUGUUUGGGUAAGUGAGGAACAGGGAAGUACUUAGUAGCAGGCAAGGAUAACUGUCAAUAUUUAUUUUCUGCUGCAAGAUUAAGAAAUGGGGAAGUAGAUAGGACUUACACACUGAUGCUCAUUGUGAAUUAUAUUCCAGGUUGAUUACUUGGUAUGAGCUUUUAAGUUUUAAUUUAAGAUUAAAGUAACUGCCCGUGCUUGACGGGGCAGGACAGAAGCAGACAGACAUCAACACUCACAGUCACUUCUUAUACCUAAACCUGGAACUGCUGUGGCUGAGCAUUUGCUAUCAGAAAUAGCAAUGCCUGUUUGUGUAAUAACAACAUUUAGUUAGGUUAGGCAAAAAAUCAAGAUCAGCAGCCCUGAGAAUCAUCAUCAGCUUUGCUUUAUGUGGCAUAUGUAUGUUAACAUUUGAGAAAGGGAGCAGGUGCUCAGAGAGGUUGAAAGAGGAAUCUUAGCUGUUGGAAAUGCUCAGGAAAAUUCCAUUCAAGUUCCAGCCAAAUCUCUCUGAUAGGCAGAGAAAAAUGUGCUGGCAUGUGACAGGAAAUGCAAUUAGCCUGUUUGCAGAACACAAUUUUUCCAGGUAACAGCAUCUUAGAUAUUCAUCCCAAUCUCUGGAGGGUUUCUAUUUGUUUUAAUUUUACAAUGUUUGAAUCUACUUUAGCAGCAUAUUUGUGACACAUUGACUGUUAAGAGAGUUAUCUGCAUUCAAGUGGUGUUCUUGCUCUUUCAUUCUUUGGAUUGUAAGAAGAGAUGGAAUAACAGUACCUGUUACUCCUAACUCCAGUGAAUAGGAUGAGAAGUAUCUCCUGUUAAUACAUAUUGUCAGCAAGCUAUUUGGAGUGUGAAGAGCUCUUCUGCAAAGAUCUGAUUAGUGUCUUAAACAGAAGUUGGUUUAGGGAAGUGAGAGAGGUCUGAUGUUCGGAGAGCUAGUACAGUGCCCUAGGAUGCAUGAGCAAUCACAGCCUGAUGGGCUGAAAGAAUAAAGACAUGCCAAUGGCCUGGAAGUCAAAAAAGGUAAGAGCUGCUGAAUGACAGGUAUUUUGUAAAGUCAGUUUCACAAAGAAAGAAAAUGGAGUGUUCUCACAACUGCAGCAGCAAAACAAACCUGAAGGCAUAUUGUUUCAAAGGAAGUGCUCAUUUACUUUCACUGAAAAGUAAAAGGUAUUUGACUGUUAAAAUUACCUCUGAAUUACAUGUUUGUUUGUCAUUUUUUCUUUGUUGCAAGAUGUCUAAUAAAAUUAAUGUACAAAACUUGACA